GUGCCUUCCGGGGUUUGGGGCUGGGACAGCAGUGCUCUGAGCCCAUUGAAAGCAGCUAAGGGUGGAGGCGGGGCUCUGUCGAAUUCCCCUUCCACCUUCCCCCACCCUCCUCUUUCAACCUCUGUUUGGCCCCUAGCUGGAUUUCAGCCUUUGCUGCAGCUGCUCCGCAGCUCAUUCCAGGACCCAAACAACCGCCAGCCGCUGUUCCCAGGAUGGUGAUUCGUGUAUACAUUGCAUCUUCUUCUGGCUCUACGGCGAUUAAGAAGAAACAGCAAGAUGUGCUUGGUUUCUUAGAAGCCAACAAAAUAGGAUUUGAAGAAAAAGAUAUUGCGGCCAAUGAAGAGAAUCGGAAGUGGAUGAGAGAAAAUGUACCUGAAAAUAGUCGACCAGCCACAGGAUACCCCCUGCCACCUCAGAUUUUCAAUGAAAGCCAGUACCGUGGGGACUAUGAUGCCUUCUUUGAAGCUCGAGAAAAUAAUGCAGUCUAUGCCUUUUUAGGCUUGACAGCACCACCUGGUUCAAAGGAAGCAGAAGCCCAGGCAAAGCAGCAAGCAUGAACCUUAAGCCAUUCUGCCUUAAGCGUCUUGAAAAAUGAGUCUCCAUUGCGUUUGUUAAAUAAAAAAAAAAAAAAAAAAAAAUCUUGGCUUCAAAAGAAACAGGCUUAAUGUUGAAAUAAAUAGUUUAGUUGGUGUUCUUGCAUGCAAGCAAUCAAAAGGAAAGCAUAAUUAAAAUGUGAAAAUGAUGGUGAGGAGAAUGGGAGAUGAACAUACAUUUUGAAGUAGGUAUCAUAGGAUAAUAUUGUAUUGUGCCAAGGCAUUUAUGUGCUUCACUGAUUUUUACAGAAAACACACUUCUUUUUAAACUAUUUUUUAUUGCAGGUUAAGAAUAUCUAAAGCUUAACAUUGAGAGAAUCUGUCUCUUGUUCCCAAAUUGCCUCAUUAAUUUUGGUGAACAAGAAUGUGUACCUUUUUAAUGUGAUUUUAUUGUGAUUCAAAGUACUUACAGGUAAUGUUUGUGAUAUGUUAAACAAUGUAAUUUCCUGGCAAUCAAAACAUUCCCAUUCUUUUGUAGAAGAAAUUUCUAUGUACUGAACCACAAGUUUUCCAAGCUUAUAAAUGUAGACUUUCAUUGCAUAUUAGGAGAUCAGAAUAGGUGACUUCCCACAAAAUCGAAGCCAAACAAGAAAAUAAUAAAUGCUUUUAGUUGGCAAGUUUCUUCUUUAACUACACAGUUAUGGAACCACAUUUCUAAGUUGCUUGCUUCAGUGGAAUGUUUAUGUGUUUGUCAUGGAAGUGGGAUGACAAAUAAAUUUAAAAUGGCAUCCUCUUACAAAGAGCUUAGAUACUUCCUUAACUCUUAUAAAAUAUGUUGGUACUUAUUGCCCAAGAUUUGAUUGUUUAGGGUUUUGAUAAAAAAAAAAUUAGUGAUUUUUCUCCCUUUAACAAAACUUUUUAAUCAUGAAGGUCACUAUCUCUUGAUAUAUAACUUUUAUGUUUCAAUUUAGGCAUAUAGUAUGUGAGUACAUUAAUCUAAGUAGAGAGAUUUUUCCUAUGGUUCUAUCAAAAAGUACAAGUAUCAAAUAAGCAGAGCAACAUUUAAAAUAUUUUUAACAACUUUAAAAGAUGAGAAUCAUGGCCUAAAUCACUUACCAAGAAGAUAUUCACAUUGUAUGCUAGUUCCAUACUACUU
Messenger RNA from Urocitellus parryii (Arctic ground squirrel), 1689 nucleotides. It is a transcript of the gene Sh3bgrl, whose product is annotated as SH3 domain binding glutamate rich protein like. Gene Ontology annotation, cellular component: cytoplasm. The record is from RefSeq and is a predicted model, not a curated record. NCBI's taxonomy places the organism in Eukaryota, Metazoa, Chordata, Mammalia, Rodentia, Sciuridae.